Molecule: messenger RNA, 483 nt
Organism: Torulaspora delbrueckii
Lineage: Eukaryota; Fungi; Ascomycota; Saccharomycetes; Saccharomycetales; Saccharomycetaceae
Gene: ALB1
Product: Alb1p
Exons: 1
Coding region: 1-483 (160 amino acids)
Source: RefSeq, a predicted model, not a curated record
AUGCCUUCUAAGAACUCUAUCAAUAGACCAAAACUUACAGUAAACGUUGCACGUAAGACCCAGUCUCUUGCGCAUAAGAGAGACCAACGUGAAAGAGCUGGUCUCUUGAAGCCUGCCAGGUCAAGCGAAAAGUCCAAAUCUGGUCAGAUCAAAUCGGUGCCAUUGGAUCUAUAUUUCCAGGAGAAGGAGGGCAAAGUCAGUGGUAAUGGUCUUACUACCAAGACUCUAUCUAAAAAGAGAGCCAAGAAGAUCGAAAGAAACAUCAAAUAUGCAGAACAAAGAAAACUUUUGGCAGAGUUGCAGGAUAAAGUGGUAAAUGAAGACGGUAUGGAGGUAGACUUGCCAGCUAAGACUAAGAAGAAGGAGGAAAAGAAGAGCACCCUGAAAGAUGCCCUAUGGAAAAUUCUUGACGAUACUUCGUCCCAAGGUCUAGUGAUAAGCAAUGGUCAGGGAACCACCCUGGGUGGACCUGUGUCUUCCUAA